Molecule: messenger RNA, 777 nt
Organism: Magnusiomyces paraingens
Lineage: Eukaryota; Fungi; Ascomycota; Dipodascomycetes; Dipodascales; Dipodascaceae
Exons: 1
Coding region: 1-777 (258 amino acids)
Biological process (GO): maintenance of RNA location; mRNA splicing, via spliceosome
Cellular component (GO): nucleus
Molecular function (GO): mRNA binding; protein binding
Source: RefSeq, a predicted model, not a curated record
AUGGGCCGACACGAGCACCGAGAUCAUAGAGACGACCGACGGGAUAACCGAAAAGAUUAUAGAGACGACCGGUACUCCAGCGAACGAAGAGACUAUAGAGAUGAUCACAGAGACGAUAGGAGAGACAAUCGGAGGAGUUCCCGAAGAGAAGAUCACAAGGACAGAGACUACAGAGACAAUCACCGCUCAAGGUCCCCUAGACAGUCGCCCGAACACUCACCGGAGCGUCCAAACUACCAUCGAUCAGGUCUCCUUGCUCUUGAGCGAAACCGCGUCACUGUUCCUGCCUUAGAUAAGCCACGUCGCGGGAACUCAGCUGCAGUAGAGACUGUAGUUCUCAAGUACCACGAGCCAGCUGACCGCGCAGCUUCGCCCCCAGUCCCUGGGUAUGCCCUUGUAUUGUUCCCCAAGUCUGGAGACCCGUCUCAAACCAUCCGUUUAAACAAGCAAACGGCCUUUCUGGUUGGAACUGACUCCCGAGUGGCUGAUAUAGUUCUGGACGCCGGGCCACCUGUAGCAGAGGGUAAAAGACCUCGAGCUGAUGCCCAGCACGCUGUGAUCCAGUUCCGAGUCAAACGACGCCGGAAUAAACAAAACCAGACUAUUACAGAAACUGUUCCCUACAUAAUCGACCUGGAGUCUGCGCGCGGGACUUAUCUCAAUGGUGAGGAGGUCCCAGCAGCUUCCUACGUUGAGCUACGUGCGCAAGAUGUGCUAGAGUUUGGAGCGCUGCGUGACGAAUACGUUUUCAUGUUUAAUGAUGAGAAAAAACUAUAA